This is a messenger RNA of Colletotrichum spaethianum, 2214 nucleotides long. Its product is annotated as copper amine oxidase 1. Lineage: Eukaryota; Fungi; Ascomycota; Sordariomycetes; Glomerellales; Glomerellaceae. Gene Ontology annotation, molecular function: quinone binding; primary methylamine oxidase activity; copper ion binding. Bases 1 to 2214 code for a protein of 737 amino acids. Gene Ontology annotation, biological process: amine metabolic process. The transcript has 3 exons. The record is from RefSeq and is a predicted model, not a curated record.
AUGACUCCUCAUCCCUUGACAGCUUUGUCCGAGGACGAGUUCAAGAUAGCACGGGACGUCGUGACGAAGCUUCAUGCCUCGGACUUUUCUCUCUUCUUUCGAGCAAUCUUCUUGCAGGAACCCAAGAAGGCCGAGCUGGUGCCGUUCCUCCAGGCGGAGCAUGCGGGCAGCAUCACAGACGCGACACCCCGGCCCCCGCGCCGCGCGAGACUCCAGUACGAUGUCAUCAAGCCCGGCAAGCUGCCCGAGUACACCCAGUCUGUCGUAGACUUGAAGUCACGCAAGGAAGUCGAGAGGACUGUUGCGGAGCCACACUGCCAGACCGGCUACAUUCCUGAUGAGUUUGGCGCCUUCCAAGACGCCUGCGUAGCGUCCCAGCUCUUCAAAGAUGCCAUGGCCGAGUAUUCGCUCCCCGAGAACUUCACCGUCUGCAUAGACCCUUGGCCAUACGGAGGUCCAGACGAAGGGGAGAACAUCCCGCGCUACAUGCAAGGCCUCGUCUUCGCGCGGGACGCCUCCAAGAACAAUCUUGAUUCGAACCACUACGGCUACCCAAUCCCCAUCAUCCCCGUCAUGGACUUCACCACCAAAGAGAUUGUCCGCGUCGACCGCCUCGCCACGGGCGGCGCAGACGACGGCCUCGAUCCCCACCCGCCCUCAUCCAAACCAAAGCCCCUCUUCACCAACGCCAAGUCCUCCGCCGCCGAAUACGUGCCCGAGCUGCUCGACAUCCCGCUGCGCGCGGACCUGAAACCCAUCAACAUCACCCAGCCUGAGGGCGCCUCCUUCAAGAUUCACGGCGACAACCUCAUCGAGUGGCAAAAAUGGCGGUUCCGCCUCGGCUUCACGCCGCGCGAGGGCGCCGUCCUGCACGACCUCUGCUACGACGGCCGCCCCGUGCUCUACCGCCUGAGCUACAGCGAGUUGACGGUGCCGUACGGCGACCCGCGCCCGCCGUUCCAGCGCAAGCAGGCCUUUGACCUCGGCGACGGCGGCUUCGGGCGCGCCGCCAACAACCUCGAGCUCGGGUGCGACUGCCUCGGCGCGAUCCACUACCUCGACGCCGUGCUCGCGGAUACCGCGGGGAACCCGACGCUGGCCAAGGCGGUGGCGUGCCUCCACGAGCAGGACAACGGCAUCGGGUGGAAGCACACCAACUUCCGGACGAACCGCGCCGUCGUCACCCGGCUGCGCGAGUUCGUCGUGCAGUGCAUCGUCACGCUGGCCAACUACGAGUACGUGUUCGCAUACAAGCUCGACACGGCGGGGGGCAUCACGCUCGAAACGCGCGCGACGGGCAUCAUGAGUGUCGUGGCCAUGGACGAGGGCAAGACCGAGUCCCCGUACGGCGCCGUCGUGGCCCCCGGCGUGCUGGCGCAGAACCACCAGCACAUCUUUGCCGUGCGCAUCGACCCGGCCAUCGACUCGUACGCCGACGGGGACACGCGCGUCGUCGUCGAGGAGAGCGUGCCGGCGCCGAUGGACGCCGCGACGAACCCGUACGGCAACUACUACGAGAUCCGGAAGCGGGUGGUUGACAAGGCGAGCUGGAUCGACGCGGAGCCGCGGCUGAACCGGGUGAUCAAGUUCGAGAACAAGACGAAGAAGAACGCCAUGUCGGGGCGCAACGUUGGCUUCAAGCUCACGCCAUCGGCGUCGCAGCUGCUGCUGGCGGAUGAGGAGAGCCAAGUGUCCAAGCGGGCCAAGUUUGCGAGGCACCACGUCUGGGUCACGGGGUAUAGAGAUGACGAGUUCUGGGCCGCGGGUGAGUUUACGAACCAGAGCACCGAGGAGGUUGGCGGGGUAUGGGAUAUGGUUGCGAGAGGGGAUUGGUUUGGUGACGGCAACGAGACGAGCCGUAACGGCAGCACAGAAGGUGAGGGGAGGAAGUGUAGUCCUGUUGUCUGGAGCGUGUUCGGGUUGACGCAUAACCCGCGCGUUGAGGAUUGGCCUGUGAUGCCCGUCGAGAUUCAUCACAUGAACAUCCGCCCCGCCGACUUCUUCACCGCAAACCCGGCACUGGACAUGCCGGGCAGCAAGAACAAGGCGAGCGUCAUUGUACCAUGCUGCGGGCAGCAGAACGGCGCGGGUGGUACGAAUGGGGACUGGGAGAGUAACCAAGGGGUGCAGAAGGCGGCGUUGACGCAUCUUCAGGGGCCCGGACCGGAUAUUCCUGCUGAGGAGGCGGGGGCACAUGUUGAAAUGAGGAAAUAG